CUCCACAGACCAGUACCGGUGUUUGUGGUAAACCCAGUUACAGGGGAGGUGGCCAAAAAGAGGAAGAGGACCCUGCCAGGUUCCCAGCCUCUAUAAAACAGGCUGUGGAGGGAGCCUGGGCAGCUGCUUCAACAUGACCUCCUGGGUUGUCCUGCUCAUCGCCUCUGUGCUCCUGGUCGCCCCAGGGCUGGCCUUUUCUGGUCUGACUCCUGAGAGCCACGACCAGGCGACGGCCCAUCUGUGUGAUGGAGAUGAGUUGUGCCAGGGCCUGGACCCGGAGCAUCCCCAGGGUGACCUGCUGCUCCAAGGAGAAGAGCUGAGCCUACUCUGUGAUCGUUGUCAGAAGAUAAUACAACAUCUGAUGGACAAGUUGGGAGAUCAGCCUGAUGAGAAUACCGUCAUCGAGGCGGCCUCCAAGGUGUGCAGCAAGAUGGGGCUGCUGAAAGGUCUGUGCAAGUCAAUCAUGAAGAGAUUUCUCCGUCGCAUCGCUGCGGACAUCACAGCUGGAAAAACCUCUCGGGUUGUCUGUGUGGACAUCAAGAUGUGCAAAAGUAAGCCAGUAGGUUUCAUUUGAUUCCCUGGGUCCUCUUACCCCAUCCUGGGGUAAAAGCACAGAAACUCCAGCAUCCUCGGCCGGCUCCUUCCUUCCUGAAUCCAGGAGUCUUCUCUCCAGUUUCUCUCACCAAACUCCCUCCACUGCCUUUCCCUCUCAGAAUAAAAUAUCAUGCAAGA
Molecule: messenger RNA, 732 nt
Organism: Bubalus bubalis (water buffalo)
Lineage: Eukaryota; Metazoa; Chordata; Mammalia; Artiodactyla; Bovidae
Product: antimicrobial peptide NK-lysin
Exons: 5
Coding region: 134-574 (146 amino acids)
Biological process (GO): lipid metabolic process; killing of cells of another organism; antimicrobial humoral immune response mediated by antimicrobial peptide
Cellular component (GO): cytolytic granule
Source: RefSeq, a predicted model, not a curated record